Messenger RNA from Aspergillus campestris IBT 28561, 1562 nucleotides. RefSeq lists its product as uncharacterized. NCBI's taxonomy places the organism in Eukaryota, Fungi, Ascomycota, Eurotiomycetes, Eurotiales, Aspergillaceae. The record is from RefSeq and is a predicted model, not a curated record. The coding region runs from base 87 to 1562 and encodes 491 amino acids. The transcript is spliced from 5 exons.
CUCGUCUUCAUUACCAGUCAUUCAUCAAAGAUCCAACUGCGCGUGCCCUCUGCUGUAGUUUCCUCGUAUCUUCAUUGACUCGGGCAAUGUCGGACAGAUACACACUUGCCGAAGUGCUCGCUGUCGCGCAAAUCCACCCUUUCUAUAAUGAAAAGGUUCAGUAUCCGCCGGAUACAGAGGCUAUUCAACAAGCCAGACUCCGUACAAUUGGGGCGACGGAUGUGAAUCUCCACAAACAGCCACUGCUGCAUAAGAAAGCCUUAUACAAGACGAUUAAGCGACUCACGCACGAUGUCACUCCGCAAAAUACAUACCGCCACGGCUCCUACGUUAGUAUCACGGGCAGAGGAUCAGGCGGGGUCCCCAUGAUAUUCGCCAUGGACAUGCCCGAGAAUCAACGACAGCGAGCCCAGAUGGGACAGUUCCUUCGACUAUGUCGUGUAGUUGAACCGGGCGAUUUCGUCCUCUCCAUCCACUUUUCAGGAUCUCUCGAUCUCAUGACCGAGAUCAUGGAAAAUGCCGGCGCCACGAUCCUCAGCGCCGGGAGCACCAUGCCGCCCGCAGAGGUCACCAAGGCUCUGGGCGACUACCACAUCAAUAUGCUGACUAGCGACGGCAGUAGGAUCAUCCAGGUAGUCUGCCACAUUACCAGCCUGCCCCAGGCCGAGCGUGCACGCAUCAGCCUCUCCAAGAUUAUUUACACCUCAGAGCCGCUCACGCGCGCACAGCGGGACCUAAUCAAGAGCACACUCGGGGACGCCAUCAAAAUCCACUCCGUCAUGGGUAACGCCGAGGCCGGGCCAUGGGCAAUCAGCAACCUUGGCAUCACAGGGGAACAGAGUUCCGACGGCGCUGCCACCAACUUCCUCAUCGACACACGCGACAUCCACAUUGAGAUUUUGCCUCGCUCUGCCGCCUCCACGGGAAACUGUAGUAGCGACGGCGCCGUCUCCCUCCCCGACGGGGCAACGGGCCUCAUAGUGCAGACCUCCCUCCAGCGGCUCCGCAACCCACUCCUCCGCUACGUCACAGGCGACAUCGGCUCCCUGCACACGGUUCCCGAUCACGCCGCGACGCUGAUCCCCGCCAGCGAGCGGAAGCACCUGCGCGUGCUGCGCCUGCACGGUCGCGACCGCCGGUUCAGUUUCAAGUGGGACGCGAUGUACUUCGACUUCGACAAGGUCGAGGCCGUCUUUGAAGCCCCCGAGUGUGGAAUCCUACAGUGGCAGGUCAUCCUCGGUGGGGCGGACGAGGACUCUCCCGUGGCGACGCUGGAGGUACGUGACCUGGUCGAUCGACUGAGGGGAUUUUGGGGCGUGUUGCCAGAGAAUGAGCAUUUGGUGCGGAUUGUCUUUGUGAAGGGGCUUGCGGAGUUUGAAACCAGUGCCACGGCGGGGAAGGUAAUUCGAUACCAGAAACAAUCAGUCCAAUCCCGCGCCUUGAACCCCGCCGACGCCAUCAGUCGGAUCGGAUUCCUCAUCCAGAAAUCCCUUACUUAUCGCGAUAGUGGACUGACGAUCUCCGCCAUCUUCAGCUCUUAUCACGACAUCGUCAGCAAAUGA